UGGCAGAGUAAUCGUUGAAACGAUAACGUAAGUUAUCGUUUAUAGAAAAUUUUCUUACUUAAGGUUUUUCUGAAGUGCACGUUGUUAAAACGGUAAGUCACGAUGCAGAUCUUCGUAAAGACCCUUACGGGUAAAACCAUUACCCUUGAAGUAGAGGCAUCCGAUACUAUAGAAAAUGUAAAAGCUAAAAUUCAAGACAAGGAAGGAAUUCCUCCUGAUCAGCAAAGACUUAUUUUUGCUGGUAAACAGCUGGAGGAUGGUCGUACUUUGUCAGAUUAUAACAUUCAAAAAGAAUCAACGCUUCAUUUGGUAUUGCGUCUUCGAGGUGGAGUUAUCGAACCUACCCUUCGUAUUCUGGCGCAGAAAUAUAAUUGCGAUAAAAUGAUCUGCAGGAAAUGCUAUGCACGUCUUCAUCCACGUGCAACUAACUGCCGUAAAAAGAAAUGUGGACACACUAAUAACAUCCGCCCAAAGAAGAAGCUAAAAUAAACUAUUUCCAUUAUUUAUUCAAAUCAUGGAAAAUUGGACAUUGGAAUUUCCAUCUUUAUCCAUAUUCCAUUUUCUAUCAAUAGAACAUGAUUGAUUAAUCAAUCACGAAAAUGUGUAUUUCUUAUAACGGAUUACAAUAAAAACUUAUCAUCAUA
This is a messenger RNA of Polistes dominula (European paper wasp), 644 nucleotides long. RefSeq names its product ribosomal protein L40 (gene RpL40). Gene Ontology annotation, biological process: translation. NCBI's taxonomy places the organism in Eukaryota, Metazoa, Arthropoda, Insecta, Hymenoptera, Vespidae. The record is from RefSeq and is a predicted model, not a curated record. Gene Ontology annotation, molecular function: structural constituent of ribosome; protein binding. Gene Ontology annotation, cellular component: ribosome.